Molecule: messenger RNA, 1375 nt
Organism: Purpureocillium takamizusanense
Lineage: Eukaryota; Fungi; Ascomycota; Sordariomycetes; Hypocreales; Ophiocordycipitaceae
Gene: THI80
Product: Thiamine diphosphokinase
Exons: 3
Coding region: 388-1173 (261 amino acids)
Biological process (GO): thiamine metabolic process; thiamine diphosphate biosynthetic process
Molecular function (GO): thiamine diphosphokinase activity; thiamine binding; ATP binding
Source: RefSeq, a predicted model, not a curated record
CUGAUCGUGGCCUGCAGCUGAGACCAUCCACGCCAAACGAGCUGAUCACUCACUCACACGACACGACAAAUCAGCCGAACCGUGCAGAGCCUCGCAGCCGUUCAGCCCGAGUGAAAUGCCACGUGUUUGACGUUGCCACAAGCCCCUCUCCGCGUGCAUUGACCAUCAUAGCGGGAAAGCCGUGGCACCCGCGCGUCUCUUCCGUGUGGACUUUUUGGAGAGUUUGGUUCACCUGGCAAUCGGAUGAAUGGUCGGCGGUGAUCAGUGGCUCGCCAUUCACUAACCCUGGCCUGCACUCAUCUCCGUGACAAUUUAGACAACUUCACGCGCUCGAUAGCCCUGUGAUUGAUUCCUGUUUUCUGCUUGGAUAUUAAGUCAUCUCUCACCAUGGCCGCAGAGGCGUUCGAGUGGCAUCCUGCCAAGCUUCUCCUCGACCACGACAGCACCUCUGAGUUCGCCCUCCUCGUGCUGAACCAGCCCCUCAAGAACAGCGCCAGUCUCCGCAAACUGUGGAAGAACGCCUCCCUCCGGGUCGCCGCCGACGGCGGUGCCAACCGCCUCCAUGAACUGUCCUCGUUCCAAGGCAAAUUCUCCAACCUUCAGGCCAUCAUCGGUGACCUCGACUCGCUCUCGCCUUCGGUUAGAGACUUUUACUCCUCACAGCCCACACCGGCCGAAGUCGUCCACAUCACCGACCAGGAAUCCACCGACUUCGCCAAGGCCGUGGCCUGGAUUCGGAAGGCACGAUCAGACAAUCUCGAUAUUGUCGCCCUCGGUGGUAUUGGCGGACGCGUCGACCAAGGUGUCAGCCAGCUGCAUCAUCUCUACCUGCUCCAGCCGGGUCCGGAUUACGCUCUUGGCCGGCUCUUCCUCCUGUCUGGGUCGAGCCUCACAUUCCUCCUAAAAGCCGGGAAGCAUCUCAUCCGCGUCAGGGAGGACGGCGAGGAUGUGGCCUUUGGAAAGCACGUCGGGAUCUUGCCGCUCCAAGGGCCCUGCGCCAUCUCCACCCAAGGCCUGGAGUGGGACGUGACCGACUGGGAAACGCAAGUCGGAGGAAAGCUAAGCACGAGUAAUCAUAUCCUCCCUGACACUAAGUGCGUCGAGGUGCAGACGUCGAAGGACGUGCUCUUCACAAUAGCGCUGCGACAAAUCGAAGGCGAGGACGUGGGAUAGGCCCGUGACGCGUGUGUUCAAAUUGGAGCGUCAAAUGCCAGCAGAUAUCGAACAGUUAUGAAGAGAUAGCCAGAAACGCCGCGCUUGAAAUGGACAUCUCGUGCCGUGACGACGUAGCUCCCUACAGCAGCGGCAGGCAGCGCUCGCCGGUCGGUUUCACCGCAGGUAGUGGAGGACCAACCAGCAGAACAGGAAGAAGAUG